Messenger RNA from Coregonus sp. 'balchen', 612 nucleotides. The record is from the annotation of a GenBank genome assembly. NCBI's taxonomy places the organism in Eukaryota, Metazoa, Chordata, Actinopteri, Salmoniformes, Salmonidae.
AUGGAGACUACCACCAUCACCACCACGCAAAUGGCGCAGAACGCAUACACAUUUGGACUGAUGGAGAGGCGCACCACCAUUACCCUGCACGCCCCAGCCCAGGAGUGCGCUCUCCCUAACGACACAACUGCAGCCGGCUACCAAAGCAAGACCACGGUGCUGAAAAGACAGCGCUCCAGCUCCCCGGAGCUCCUGCGCUGCAAGCGGCGGCUCAGCUUUAACGGACUCGGCUACUCCAUCCCCCAGCAACUGCCCGUGGCCGUGGCCCGGCGGAACGAGCGCGAGAGGAACCGGGUCAAACAAGUCAACAUGGGGUUCCAGACCCUGCGUCAGCACGUGCCCAACGGGGCAGCCAACAAGAAGAUGAGCAAAGUGGAGACGCUGCGGUCCGCCGUGGAAUAUAUCCGAGCCCUGCAGCAGCUACUAGACGAGCAUGAUGCCGUGUCUGCCGCCUUCCAGUGCGGGGUGCCUUCCCCUACCAUCUCCAACAGCUACUCGGCGGAGCCGGAGUCACCCCACUCCACCUGUUCCUCCGAUGAGGGGAGCUAUGAGCCCCUGAGCUCCGAGGAGCAGGAGCUGCUGGACUUUACCACCUGGUUCGACAGAUACUGA